CGCCCACCAACUGUCCCCAAAGCUUCGAAAACUCACGAAUUGAAGAAACACCACCGCGAUUCCGCUCACCUACGAAACUACAUACAAACUCGCAUGAUCGGAGCUACAAUCCACACAUCCUCGAACACCAACACACCCCAUCCCACCCCGCAGACCCCUCAUCCCAAUCCCCCCACAUAUCCCUCAAAAUGACGCCUCCAACCUCCGACCCUACAAACUUCACCUCCACGCCCCCCCUCCUCACGCCUCAAGACAGCUCCCAAAGCACACAAGCUGACCGCAACCCCGUCCCCCCAGCCUCACCGCACUCCGGCUCCCUCAGCCACCGCUCCAGCUUCGCCGACGGCAUGCGGCCUCACCCUCCGUCGCCGCGGAACCAGCGCCACCCCUCCCUCUCGCAAGCCGCCGUGCAAGAGCUCCUCAACAACCCGACGCCGCUGAAUAAGCCGGAUGCGAGGUUCACGGGGAGAGACUGGCGCUCGAUUGAGAUUGGGGAGUUGGUUACGGCGGAGGAUGUGAGGUUCGUGGAGACGAAUACUAGUGUGGAGGAGGCGACGAAUAUUUUGAUUACAUCCGGUUCGCCGCGUGUGGUGCUUAUCCGUGAGGAUGCGGAGUCUUCUACGGCUUGUGGGACUUUUGAUUAUGGCGACUUGAACGCUUAUUUGCUCGUUGUGCUUGGUCUCGGAAGCCCGGACCCGGAGAUGAUAGAAACAUAUACUGAAAUUGCGAGGAAGGGACGCGAGGGUGUGGAAAUCCCGCUUGGAGACGUGGUGUCCUUGGCGAAGAAGGCACCGCUCGUUACGCUUGAGGAAUCGGAGAGCUUGUCGGCGGCGCUGGAGUUCUUUGCGGGUGGUGUGCACCGGAUUAUUGUUGUAAAGGACGGCACACAGGAUGUUGUGGGCGUGCUGAGUCAGUUCAAGCUGUUGAACUUUUUGUGGGAGAAUGGCAAUUGCUUCCCUGUUAUUGAGAGGCUGUACCCGAAGAUCCUGAGGGAUUUGCAGAUCGGGACUCACCAGAUCAUUGCUAUCAACGGCGACAAACCCCUCACCGAAGCCCUCCUCCUCAUGAGCACCGAAGGCCUCUCCUCCCUCGCCGUCGUCGACAACGGCCUCAACGUCAUCGGCAACAUCUCCACAACCGAUGUCAAGCACCUCACCAAGACCAGCUCCCUCCCCCUCCUCAAAUCCUCCUGCACCCACUUCAUCUCCGUCAUCCUCAUGGAGCGCGGCACAGACAACGGCAAAGACUCCGUUCCGGUCUUCCACGUCCACCCUUCCUCAACCCUCGCUCACACCGUUGCUAAACUCGUAGCUACUACCUCUCAGCGCAUGUGGGUCACCGAGUCCCCUUCCCCGGCUCCAACCCCAACUCCACAAGCCGUACCAUCUGUCCUCGCAGCAGCCCAGCCGCAUGGGACGAACCCCUCCGCCUCACCGCCUCUGUCGCCCGCCUACCCAUCCAUCUCCGCUGCGUCAUACCCAGGCGUCCGCUCCGGCCGCCUCACGGGCGUCAUAUCACUCACUGAUGUUCUAAACCUCUUCGCCCGCCAAUCAGGACUGCAGACACAAGACCCCAAUGAGGAGCGCCAGCAUAGGAGGAGGAGCUCGAGUAUCUCAUCGAUGCCGAGACCGAGUAUGGAUUCCACGAGGGGAUCGAGCGUGGAUAUUCGCCGGUGAUGGACCUGGUGGUAGUCAUUGGUGAUUGAUAGUGGUUGGGGGGGUUUAGGGGGUGCAGAAAACAUGAAAUCUACGAAUUAUGGAGCUUUUGGCGCUGGGAGGUGUUUAAAUGGAGGGGAAUGAAUGCUUGGUUUAUCAUCUCAACUCUCGUGGCGUUUGGGGAUUAGAUUGACCAAUAUGUUUGGGCGAGGGCAAAGAGAAAUGGGCAUGGUUGAUAGUUAAAUGAAAU
Pseudogymnoascus verrucosus is the source of this 1905-nucleotide messenger RNA. It is a transcript of the gene SDS23, whose product is annotated as adenyl nucleotide binding. The transcript is spliced from 3 exons. The record is from RefSeq and is a predicted model, not a curated record. Lineage: Eukaryota; Fungi; Ascomycota; Leotiomycetes; Thelebolales; Thelebolaceae. Gene Ontology annotation, molecular function: protein serine/threonine phosphatase inhibitor activity. Bases 189 to 1676 code for a protein of 495 amino acids.